GCAGACUGCUAUGAGUUAUGCCCUGCAAUUUUAAAUGAAAAAAAAGACAGAGCACAUAUUUCUUUACCAUACAGUAGUAACGUGAAGUACGUGCUAGUAACGUGUGAAGUUUAUAUUCUUGAGUGAAAAGCAGAGAAGGGGCAGGGGGUUCACGAGGCCUCAAACUUAUAUAAACCUCUCACCUAGGCGUGUGAAGCAGCGAGUUGACAGUAAGAGAAUCAGAAGUUCAGCACCGACCGGUUUAGUUUUCCACCACAAACUUACACAACACUCGACUGUGCCACAUCGCCGGCCAUGGCAACAGAGGCGCAGAGGCUCCUCCAGGUGAGCACCAAGAUCAUCGGUGUCAGUACCAACUACAUGGUGCACGUCAAGGAGCCCGGCAACGUCCCCAAGGUGCCCACGCUGUUCCUGAAGCCUACCUCGUCGUUCCUCCACGCCGGCACGGUCAACGCUGCCAUUGAGGUGCCCGAGCCACUUGAGUCGCUGCGCCAUGAGGCCGAGUUCGCCGUCAUCAUCUCCCGACGAGCGCGUGAUGUCCCCGAGGCAUCCGCCAUGGACUAUAUUGGAGGUUAUGCACUUGCUUUGGACAUGACAGCAAAAGAACUUCAGCUUGCUGCUAAGGCUGCAGGUGAUUCAUGGGCUAUGGCAAAAGGACAGGACACCUUUACUCCAAUCAGUGCAGUUAUACCAAAAUCGGCUGUCACUGAUCCCCAUGAUCUGGAGUUGUGGCUUAAGGUGGAUGAUGAACUCAGGCAGAAGGGCUCCACAGGUGAUAUGAUAUUCAAGAUUCCUUAUUUGGUCAGCUAUAUCAGUUCCAUCAUGACGUUAAUGGAGGGAGACGUGAUCCUGACUGGUACUCCGGCGGGUACAGGUCCUGUCCGAGUAGGCCAGAAGAUCAAAGCGGGCAUUACUGGCUUCGCUGAUAAUGAUAUGGAGUUUGAUGUUCAGAGGCGCAAGCGGCUGUUUUCUACCUGAAGCAAUAUAUAAGCGACAGAUCGUACGUAAUGGUGUCGUCCUCAACCAUUACCGGCCACUUCCUGGAGCAACUGCAGAUGAUUGUUCUUGUGCUUCCUUGUUCGUAUGUGUGGUACUUGAUGAAAUAAGCUAUGCUCCUAUGAUUCUGUGAAUGUGGUUGUAGUCUCUCGCUUCUGCAAUAAAAUGUCCCUUAUUUUGGUUCGUGA
Panicum hallii is the source of this 1184-nucleotide messenger RNA. Its product is annotated as probable acylpyruvase FAHD2, mitochondrial. Gene Ontology annotation, cellular component: mitochondrion. The coding region runs from base 295 to 978 and encodes 227 amino acids. The record is from RefSeq and is a predicted model, not a curated record. The transcript has 8 exons. NCBI's taxonomy places the organism in Eukaryota, Viridiplantae, Streptophyta, Magnoliopsida, Poales, Poaceae. Gene Ontology annotation, molecular function: acetylpyruvate hydrolase activity.